Molecule: messenger RNA, 1143 nt
Organism: Culex pipiens pallens (northern house mosquito)
Lineage: Eukaryota; Metazoa; Arthropoda; Insecta; Diptera; Culicidae
Gene: Brms1
Product: breast cancer metastasis-suppressor 1-like protein
Exons: 3
Coding region: 153-860 (235 amino acids)
Biological process (GO): negative regulation of transcription by RNA polymerase II
Cellular component (GO): Sin3-type complex
Molecular function (GO): histone deacetylase binding
Source: RefSeq, a predicted model, not a curated record
AAAAACUCUCCCUCCGACAGAUCGACGCAUCUUUUUGCUGUGCAUUCCUGCUAAAACAGGGAGAGCGCGAUAAUCGAAGUGAAAAAUAGUGAUUUAUUUACUACAAGUGCUAUAUUUAGGCUAACUAACCUGCUCGAACGUGUCCUCCCGGAAUGGCUCCAGUGAAGAAUGAGGGCGAAAGUGACGGCGACAUGUCCGGGGCCGAGUCGGACCACUCGGCCUCGAGCCGUGCUCGAUCCGCUCACGAUUCCUCGGCGGAAGAGGCGGACGAGCCCGAUUCCGAUGAUUCGUCCGAGAUGAGCGAGGGCGAGUGCGAACGGCGUCGGUCCGACUGUCUGGACAAUCUCACAAACCUCGAAAAGCAAUUCACGAUCCUGAAGGAACAACUGUACAAAGAAAAGAUGAAUCAGGUGGACCAGCAGCUGCAGGACAUCCGGGGCGGUCGGUCGCAGGAGUAUCUGGCGCCACUGCAGCGGCUUUCGGACCAAAUGAACAGUCGCAAAGAGGUGGCGGAAAUCCUCAAGAACUUCCGAAUGGACAACAUCCGGCACAAGUUUGAGUCGGAACUGCAGGCAGCACGACAGCAUUUCGAGAGCGAAAAGCAACUUGCCAUGGACGCCAUCUACGAGGAGCUGAUGGAGAAGAUUCGAAGACUCGAGGAGGACCGCCACAACGUGGACAUUUCAUGGGCCGACUGGGGCACCAGCACACGAACGUCAAAGGUACGAGGCCCGGGCCGCAAGAAGGCCGUUACCGUGUCAGGACCUUAUGUCGUUUAUAUGCUGCGCGAAGAGGACAUCCUCGAGGACUGGACGGCGAUAAGAAAGGCGUUGAAACGUUCGACGGCGGCAGCUACCUGAUAUUUAGUGUAAUAAUCGCCUUGCGUCAUUUUAAGAUUAUAUUUUAAACAUUUAUUUUUUGCUAGCAGAGAAGAGAUCGUAUAAAUGAGAAUGUUCAAUCGAAUUACACAUUAAGAUAUUCUUAAUUCUACCACGUAGUCCAACCCUUAAUAAGUUCGAUACGAAAAAGUGAAUGUGUAUCGGAUGAGUUUUCUCUUUUUGUUUUUAUGUAAUUUGUCAAAUUUGUAUUGCUUUUUCUAACGUGGCAAUGAAUAAAAUAGCUAAAAAUAAUCGCGUUCUAAGA